AUGACCAACGUCGCUCACGUUCAAGACUACGAGUACACCGUGCAGGUGAAUCGUUGGUUCCUAAAACCGAUAGGGGCCUGGCCCAAACUAACCGAGUCCACGUGGCCCGAGAGGAUCCUCGCGAAACUGUUGAACCUCGUCUGUCACACGUUGGUCGUCCUCACGUUCCUACCCUGCGCGUUAUUUAUCCUGUUCGAGGAUACGAGCAUGGAGGCGAGAAUGAAAGCGAUCGGCCCGAUGAGCCAUUGGCUGAUGGGCGAACUGAAUUAUUGCUGUCUGCUGGGACGGAUGAACGACGUGCAUUGCUGCUUGAAACACGUUGAGAGCGAUUGGAAGACGGUCGGAAAGCCGAGGCAUCGCGAGCUGAUGUUGCAAAACGCGAAAGUUGGUCGUUUCAUCGCGUGCGUAGCCGCGUUAUGUAUGAACAUCGGUGUCCUCUCGUACAAUAUAGCCACGAGCGCGAAGACGACGGUGUUUCGCGUCGGUAACGAGAGUCACACGAUGUACCUGUUGCCUUGUCCGUUUUAUACGAAACUAAUGGACACCAGGUACAGUCCGGUGAACGAGAUCAUCUUUGUCAUGCAACUAGUAUCCGGUUUGAUCGUUAAUUUCGUGACGGUGGGUGCUUGCGGUUUGGCCGCCACGUUAGCGGCGCAUGCCUGCGGCCAGCUGAACGUCGUCAUGUCCCGAUUGGAUGAUAUGGUGAACACGAAGGCGGAACAAUCGCCCGCUCGGAACAAAUUGGCUUUCAUCGUCGAACAUCAUCUACGCUCGUUAAGUCUUAUAUUGCGUAUAGAAAAAGUUAUGAAUCUCAUUUGUCUUGUUGAGUUAGUGGGAUGCACGUUCAACUUGUGCAUGCUCGAAUACUAUAUCCUUACGGAAAAAUCGAAAGAGACCGUAGCUUCGUACGCUAUUCUAUACGCAUCCAUGACUUUUAAUAUCUUUAUAUUUUGCUAUAUCGGUGAGAAACUCACGGAACAGUGCAAAAAGGUUGGCAAAAUAGCAUACAUGACAAACUGGUAUCGUUUACCUCACAAAACUGCUGCUGGUUUGAUCCUGGUAAUCUCAAGAUCGAGCCAAGUGACUAAAAUCACUGCUGGAAAAUUAGUCCAUAUAUCUAUCGCAACUUUUGGCGACGUAUUUAAAACGUCUUUUACGUACUUCAAUAUGCUUCGCACAAUUGCAAUGUAA
This is a messenger RNA of Colletes gigas, 1191 nucleotides long. Its product is annotated as odorant receptor 4-like. Gene Ontology annotation, cellular component: plasma membrane. The record is from RefSeq and is a predicted model, not a curated record. Gene Ontology annotation, molecular function: olfactory receptor activity; odorant binding. The transcript is spliced from 5 exons. Gene Ontology annotation, biological process: sensory perception of smell; detection of chemical stimulus involved in sensory perception of smell. The coding region runs from base 1 to 1191 and encodes 396 amino acids. Lineage: Eukaryota; Metazoa; Arthropoda; Insecta; Hymenoptera; Colletidae.